AUGGCUGCUGUCGAGCCCAUCGCCCCUGGCCCUGAAGAUCAGGAGGAGAAAAUGUCCCAGUCAGAAGAUUGUGUAUUAAAUGAAACCUCAGUAUACCUUAAUUUUUCUGAGCUCACCCCAAGUCAGUUUGGCAUCUCCAUCAAAAGUUUUACCCCAUCAUCAACAUGUAAAGAUAAGACCCAUGCUGCACAAAUAAAGGCAAGGCGAAGAUCCAGCGUUGGUGCCCGGGGCUCCCCAGAGACAAAUUCCCUCAUUCGCUUCAUAGCACACCAGAGGAUGAAGACCCCACCAGCCUCUCAAACUGCAGAGCCUGUCAGAAGUAGCCCCUUCUUUCCCCCCGUCGCCUCCACGCUAAGGCAGAAGAUGGCCAACUUCCAGAGCCUGAUGGAUCACGCCUGUGAUCCAGUGCCAGUGCAGGACGGCGACACUGGAGGAUGCAUCAUGACAAGAGAUUAUCUGUCUGAUGGGAUCAGCUGUAGUGAAGGAAAGGAAAACACCCCUCCAACAAGGCCCACACCCAGCAAGAAGAGGCGCCUGGGCCCCCUCGAAGGCUGCAGUGUUGAGAUUAGAGAGGAGGCGAUCGGUCAGCACCAAAGGCCCAGCCGACCAGCCUCUGAUCCUGCAGCUGUUUUGCCACCGCAUCAAUCCAGUCCCCCUCACAUCUCCCCCGUCUCCCCUCACCUGGAGAUUAAACCUUCAGAUGUUAACUCUACCGAGACACCUGUGGUGAAGAAAAAGAAGCAGGUUCACUUUGGAGAUCCUUUAUCUCCGGAGUUUUUUGAUAAGAACUUGCCCCCCAGCACUCCAUUACAGAAGGGGGGCACCCCAGCACGAGCACCCACUCCCGGUGGGAGCUUACAGCUGCGCUCCGUGCUGAAGACACCACAGACUAGUGAAUCCAACACACCACAUCAUCAACUGGAACUUUACAGCCCCACUGAGUUUGGCGACUCUCCUACUUUAGCGAUUCCCCACAAACGCAGAAGGCUGUCUGAAGAAGCAGACGGUGAGGAUGGAAAGAUUGCUUUUCCUGCAAUGGAGGAGUUUGACUCUGCAAUGACAAGCGAUUCAGAGUGUGCACUGGGUGCCCAGCUGUUGAACGUAAACAUGGCUUCUCUGUGGGAGCCUGUUCCUCACGUCCUGACAGUCAACUUUGUGUUCUUCCAGCAGCCGGAGGAGAGCACACCUGUGAAGAGGUCAACACGCUCUGCAGCCAAGUUGGCCUGCGGGAAGAUGAAGAAGGCCUCAGCAGCCCGUCGCUGGGACAAAGAUGUGGACCGUUCUCUGUACGGCUCCCGGGAGUACGCCUCCAAGAACCCCAGUCUGAGCCCCAUCAGAGAGAGGCAGUCCCUCAGCAGCCUGACCCCUGCAGCACAGCCCACUCCUCAGCGCUGCACAACUCCAAGUCAAGAGCCCCUCACGGUCUCUGAUGUGGUGAGUAACACUGAAGCAGACGAUGGUUUUGUUGUGAGGAGAGCCACAGACAAUGCUCCACAAGAUUCCUUGACCUCUCCCUACUCUGGACAAGAGGACAGCAGGCUGCUGAGGUCAACAGUCAGAAGAAGACGGAGGAAGGUGAGUGUUCCUGACAGCCAGGAGGCUCAGGACCAGGCAGGACAGAUGGAGCAGCUUUUUGAAGAUCAGACUUCUUCUAGCUCUGAGUUUUCAGCAGGAACCACGUCAGAGUCCAGUGAAGCUCCACAGGCUGGCACUGAGGAACUUGAUGCUCAGACUCCUGCAGCUACUUCCUGUACUGAUGCAGGAACAGAAGAUCGUACAUGUCUGCAUGCAUCCACCUCUUACUGCCCACCCUCAGCUGAAGAGCCCAGCACCACAGAGCUAAAGCAGAAAAGAGCCAAACGAGGCCGAAGGAGCUCAGCCCUACAUGAGCCUCAGAAGUGUCCAGAGGAGCACCAGAGCAGCUGUGAUGUGGAGGAAAAUGGACUGAGAGCGCGAGCAGAGGGUCAGCCCGAGAACAAGUGGAGCUCUGACAGCCAGGAGGAGGUGGGCGGAGCCUUUACCUUUGUACACCUGGCCCCGUGGCAGUCUGACUUUAACGUUGAAGAUGUUUUCAAACCUGCUGCCAGAAGAGGGCAGCGCUCGGUCCGACGCAGCCUGAGGAACCAGCACAGCUCGGAGCAGAGCGGCAGCAUGGCAGGACUGGCCUGGCUGCCCCACGUCUCCCCAGACUCCGUUAAAGAGGCUCGCAGGAAGACCCGCCACCGGCGGCUCAGUGCCGCUCUGCCUGUCCAGCCUCCUCUUCAUGAGGAAACACAAGACGCCUCGCUGGAUGGACUGAGAGCAGCGGGAGAGAACUAA
Messenger RNA from Nematolebias whitei (Rio pearlfish), 2319 nucleotides. RefSeq names its product cell division cycle associated 2 (gene cdca2). Bases 1 to 2319 code for a protein of 772 amino acids. NCBI's taxonomy places the organism in Eukaryota, Metazoa, Chordata, Actinopteri, Cyprinodontiformes, Rivulidae. Gene Ontology annotation, cellular component: chromosome; nucleus. Gene Ontology annotation, biological process: regulation of chromosome segregation; regulation of mitotic nuclear division. The record is from RefSeq and is a predicted model, not a curated record. The transcript is spliced from 11 exons.